CAUCAUUGACUUGGAUUUGAGCUGGUAGUUUUUGUACUAACUAAGGUUGGUUGAAUACCACCCAGAAAACGUACGUCGACGUAGUGUUCUCCCACAAUUCCACUCACAACCUAUUCCUUUCUCUGUCUCUUUCUUCUAUCAAAUCAACCUCUUCAAAUAUAUUUCACUAACAUCACACUUUGAUCCCAAAUUAAUCCUACAUCAAUAGAGAACCAAUGAGAUUCACAAUAUUAAUCUUAUUAUGUAUCUUUCUUCUCUUUUCUACACAAACCUUAUGCACCACCACCCUUGAACAAGACUUCAAAGAAGCACCAAAAUACUACAACUCUCAAACCUGCAAAAAUAUUGAAUCUUCCCACCAUAGCAAUCACACAUGCUCAAAUUCAGCCGUACACGUGGCAAUGACACUCGACGUGUCCUACAUCCGUGGCUCCAUGGCAGCAAUCCUCUCUAUACUCCAACACACUUCGUGUCCGGAAAACAUUGUUUUCCAUUUCAUUACAUCUGCAUCCGUAUCCAUUCUGAACCGAACUAUAAACAACUCAUUCCCCUAUCUAAAAUACCAAAUUUACCCUUUCAACGACGGUCCAGUAGCCGGAUUAAUCUCCACCUCCAUCCGCUCAGCUCUUGAUACUCCGCUGAACUACGCCCGCACCUACUUAGCUGACCUUCUCCCUCUCUGCAUCACCAAAAUUGUUUACCUUGACUCCGACUUAAUCCUCGUUGACGACAUUGCAAUACUCUUCGCUACACCUCUCCGAUCAACCACCAUCCUCGCCGCACCGGAGUAUUGCAACGCAAAUUUCAGUAACUAUUUUACUCCUUCAUUUUGGUCAAACCCUUCACUUUCACUCACAUUUGCCAACCGUGAACGUAAGGCUUGUUACUUCAACACCGGAGUGAUGGUUAUUGAUCUUCAACGGUGGCGUAAGGGUGAGUAUACUACGAUGAUAAGGGAGUGGAUGGAGUUGCAGAAGAGAAUGAGAAUCUAUGAGCUUGGUUCGUUGCCGCCGUUUUUGUUGGUUUUUGCCGGGAGGAUUACGCCGGUGGAUCACCGGUGGAAUCAGCAUGGGCUCGGCGGUGAUAAUUUUCGUGGGCUUUGUCGGGAUUUGCAUCCAGGCCCGGUGAGUUUGUUGCAUUGGAGUGGAAAAGGGAAGCCGUGGGCCAGGCUUGAUGGGAAUAGGGCUUGUCCUUUGGAUGCUUUGUGGGCUCCAUAUGAUUUGCUUAAAACUCGUUUUGCUCUUGAGGUGUAAAUGACGUCAAAAUUCAGAAAUUCUUUUUUGCUUUAUUUUGUUUUGAAUUCAUAUAAUAAAUCUAAUCAUAUAUAGGUACGUUUAUAGUUUGAUAAUUUGAUAUAUUGUACACGGUAUAUAUCUUACCAUUUUGUUAUUAUUAUUGAGGUAAAAGACUUACACAGUUCAUAGUA
Molecule: messenger RNA, 1426 nt
Organism: Medicago truncatula (barrel medic)
Lineage: Eukaryota; Viridiplantae; Streptophyta; Magnoliopsida; Fabales; Fabaceae
Product: probable galacturonosyltransferase-like 1
Exons: 1
Coding region: 216-1253 (345 amino acids)
Cellular component (GO): Golgi apparatus
Molecular function (GO): glycosyltransferase activity
Source: RefSeq, a predicted model, not a curated record